AUGACUGAUUCAAUUACAUUUCCUUCUGCCUCCAACAUGUCUAAAUUAUCAGCAUGUCCUACAACUAAAUUACCUCAAGCUACAGACUGGAUUUUCCAAGACUUCUUCAAUACCAUGUUGAAUGGGGAUGACUUGUUGACACCAUCCAUUCACAUUGCAGAGUUGUUUCCUCAAGAAAAGUUGACAGAGGCUACAUUCAACCUGUUACAAAGCACAUUUUCUGACGACUGCUACGAAGCAUGGCAUGAUAACAAUCAAAGUUGUACCACCAUGACAGAUGACCACAUCUCUUUGCCCGAUCUUGAAGACCCCGCUAAGAAUAGUUCUUGCUCUAUCAUGAAUAGUAGUGAUGACGAAGAUGAAGACGAAGACGAAGAAGUACAAGACUUGGACAUGUUAGACAAUCAUAUUCAUGGUGUCACCUUUCAAUCGGACUUGCUCCAACUCUCCAAUGUUGCCCCGGUCCUGAUCGAAUCAACUAUAUCAUCAUGUACAACAAUGUCAUCGGUAUCGUUCCGUCAAUCCAUGGAUACAGCAAAUGUCAGCAUAAAUCAAACACUGACAAAGAGAAAGUCAAAUUCAUCAUUCAGUUCCUUCAAGUCGUUUAUGAGUGUAUUCCACAUUCCCAAGAAAUCUAAGCUGGAUCAUGACUACUCCUCCAUGUCGGUGCCUUCAAUGUCUGUUCCGCUUCCUGCUCCUGCUCCUGCUACGACUAUGAUGGUGCUCAGCGGUCAGCAAAGGAAGCCUUCCUCCGCUUCUUCCUCAUUCUCGAAAAGAUUCUUGAGAUACUUUAAGCGUCGCUCCUAA
Mucor velutinosus is the source of this 807-nucleotide messenger RNA. RefSeq names its product cytochrome c oxidase subunit 1. The record is from RefSeq and is a predicted model, not a curated record. NCBI's taxonomy places the organism in Eukaryota, Fungi, Mucoromycota, Mucoromycetes, Mucorales, Mucoraceae. The transcript has a single exon. The coding region runs from base 1 to 807 and encodes 268 amino acids.